AUGCGCGAGAUUUACGCCCUGUCCCCGCCGCUCCCCACGGUCCCGUCCCAUCAGGGCGAAGUUCAGACGGACACAAGGACAAAGGACUUCUUCGCCUACGUGAAAACGGAGUUUGAUGGCAAACACGACCAGGUGUGGGACGACGUCACCUCGGAGCUUGUGACCGAGCACGGCAUCGUUCAGGUGGGAAUGUUCGGCACCCUCCCGCUGGCGACGAUGCGCGAGUUGAUCGCAGAGAAGGGGGGCAAGGGGUCGUGGGCAGCCACGAUCGAGUGCCUUUCGAGGCAGGAGUUUGCCACACCGCCGCCGGCGGUUCCGGUGGGCAAGGGCGCGGACGUCCGCACCGUCCUCGUCAUCGACCGGGGCUUCGAGCAGGCGCUGGACCUGGAGUCACGCGCGCCCGUCCCCUCCUACAAGGGGCGCCGCCUUGCUGAGGACGAUGACAACAAGCGCCGCCUCUCGAUCUACCCUUCGGGCGCCCCGUACACCCCCAAUGACGACCGCAGUGAGGUCCUCUAUCCCAACAACCUCUACUGGGGCUGGUCGACCCUCGUCUCGACCGGCAACCGCGUCAGUCCAUGGUGCUCGGGCACCAUGAUCUCGCCGACCGUCCUCCUCACCGCCGCCCACUGCGUCGCCGCCGGCGGCUCGGCUGACUGGGCUGACGGCACCAACUGGCUCACCCAGCCGCAGAUUUGCGUGCGCGACGCGCAACGGACGACACCGACAGCGGCAGACCCGACCGAGGAGAACUGCGUGAGCAACGGAGGCAUCCUCGCGACGUGGCGCAAGAUGACCACCUUUGUCAAGUGGACGCGCGACUGGGACUCGGACUGGGACGUCGCCUGGAUCACCCUCACGGCCCCCGUCGGCUAUACCAGCGGCUGGAAGGGCAUCCGCACAGACUCAGUCCCAUACCCGGCAGGCACCAUCCUCAACGUGGCGGGGUACGGCGGCGACUGCCCAGCGGGCGGCGACUGCUCCGACCACAUAAAGACGAUGGGCUGCCCAAUCGAGUCGUCCUGCACAAACAACGAGCGCUACUACUACAAAUGCGACACCAUCGGCGGUGGCUUCAACAGCGCCACGUGUGGCCCGUUCAACCGUGCUGUCCGCAUCCGCCCCAACAUGCUCGCCGCGAUGUGCUCGACGACCGACGACAUGCUCUGCUUCUGA
Messenger RNA from Emiliania huxleyi CCMP1516, 1176 nucleotides. RefSeq lists its product as hypothetical. NCBI's taxonomy places the organism in Eukaryota, Haptophyta, Isochrysidales, Noelaerhabdaceae. The transcript has 4 exons. Gene Ontology annotation, biological process: proteolysis. Gene Ontology annotation, molecular function: serine-type endopeptidase activity. Bases 1 to 1176 code for a protein of 391 amino acids. The record is from RefSeq and is a predicted model, not a curated record.